AUGAAUUCUUCGUAUGUGGCCAUUGAACAGCGUAUCCAGGUCGCCUGCGAGGCCGCCAGAGCUCGAAAGAAUGUGAAAAUCACCUCGCUGGCGCGCGAAUUCGACGUUCCUGUGUCCCGGCUGCGGGCGCGUCUCCACGGUCGGCAACCUCGUACGCAGCGUACCAUCACCACCAAGCGCCUGGAUGACUCGCAGGAAGCAGCAUUGAUCAGCUGGAUCGAUACCCUUGAUGCCCUUCAUGUACCACCUACUGCCUAUAUGGUUGAAGCGAGUGCGAAUGCGAUAAUUCAGAGAAGUGCCGAAGCAACUGGAGAUAUAGUAGCACCUGUGAAUAAGAUGUGGGUAUACAAUUUCGUUAAGCGCCUACCUGAUGGCCUUCACUGGGUAAAACAGAACCCAACGGAAAGAGAAAGCAUUGAGGCUGCGGAUAUUAGUACUCUGCAGGCCUGGUAUGAGCGUCUUGAGCCAUUCGUGAAGCGAAUCCCGCCCUCGAAUAUAUACAAUUUUGACGAGACUGGCUUCCAGCUUGGCCAGGGAAAGCCUCAGAAGGUUAUCAGUCGCAACCAGCAGCGUACGAGGCCAUUGUCGAGCGAGCGAGGUGAACUCUUGACUGGAAUUGAGUGUAUAGCAGCUGAUGGAUGGCUGAUGGAGCCAUACUUCGUGGCACCAGGCUUGGUGCAUCUCGAACGAUGGUAUGAAGGCGGAACACGCGUAGAGGAAACACGAAUCGCGGUAACCUCAUCUGGUUAUUCGAAUGAUACCCUCGCUGUCGAUUGGCUUCAUUUCUUUCAGGAACACACACGCAACCGCGCUUGUGGUGGACCGCGACUAUUGCUCUUCGAUAGCCAUAGCUCGCAUCUUACCUGGCAGUUCUUGCAUCUCUGCGAACAGUGGAAUAUUAUCGCUUUCGUCUUUCCUCCGCAUACCACGUAUAUCAUCCAUCCUCUCGAUAGAAGCCCGUUUCGUGCCUUAAAAGCGAGAUUCCGUGCAAAAAAUAACACGAUCGCUCAGUGGGGUGGAGAUCCUGAGGAUACAGGCUUCUUCUUUCGCGAAAUCACCGGCAUACGACAGCAGGCUAUAAAGCCACGUACGAUUCGGAAGGUAUUUGCGGACCGUGGCAUCUAUCCAUUUAAUCCAGCCCCAGUCAUGGAACGCCUCGACUCUACGAGAUCACCUACACCAGAGCUUCACUGGCCUACCGGGGACACUCCGCCACCUCAGUCAUCCAGUAUACUAAGGCCUCCGCCUGAAUCAGCGACCCAGGCGCGCCGUUCGCAAGAGAAUAUGUCUAGGAGAUCUGAUCGUGAGGCUAUCCAGCUGGACACUCGCCGUCAGAUCAAUCGACUCUCCCGUCAGGUUAUACAGAUGGCAGAGGAGAUCAGCCUUCUAACAUCUACUAUUCAGCACUAG
Penicillium atrosanguineum is the source of this 1410-nucleotide messenger RNA. RefSeq names its product transposase. Gene Ontology annotation, molecular function: DNA binding. Gene Ontology annotation, cellular component: nucleus. The coding region runs from base 1 to 1410 and encodes 469 amino acids. The transcript has a single exon. The record is from RefSeq and is a predicted model, not a curated record. Lineage: Eukaryota; Fungi; Ascomycota; Eurotiomycetes; Eurotiales; Aspergillaceae.